This is a messenger RNA of Saccoglossus kowalevskii, 1611 nucleotides long. RefSeq lists its product as uncharacterized. The record is from RefSeq and is a predicted model, not a curated record. NCBI's taxonomy places the organism in Eukaryota, Metazoa, Hemichordata, Enteropneusta, Harrimaniidae.
AUGGAUGUAAGAGGUCUAAAUUUGGUCAAUGGUGUGCGACUGGAUAAAGUUUGGACAACGGAUAGAUUACCAAUAGCAGCUGACAGUAUUCCGACCAAGUUGGAUAUAAAAGGAUGGUCUCACCUGAAUGAUAUAGAAUUGCCAGAGAUAGAAGUUAAAGAUGUUACUCUCCUCAUUGGGAACGAUGUCCCCGAGGCACAUUGGGUUCUUGAGGAGCGUCGUGGUGAAAGGAAACAACCAUAUGGUAUUCGAACACUACUUGGUUGGACAUUCAUUGGACCAAUGGGCAGAAAGAAGCGUGGAGGUAACAGCAUCAAUUUUAUUAAUGUUGACCAAGUCUUGGACUCUGAUUCCCCAAUUCAGUGUCUCGAACCUAUAACUUCUCAGCUUCAUCGCAUGUACAAUGCAGAUUUCACAGAGUCCUUGUUUGAUACCAAGGCAUGUAUGUCGCUGGAAGAUAGAAGUGCAAAGGCGAUCAUGGACAGUUCAGUUUGUCUGAUUGAGGGUCACUACCAGCUGGCUCUUCCUUGGCGAUAUGAUGAUCCCUGCUUACCCAACAACAAAUGGUCUGCUCUAAAGAGGUUGAAGCUACUGAAGAGGCGUCUAUUAAAAGAUCCUGCACUUAUGAAGAAAUAUAAAGACACAUUGGAUGGUUACAUCUCCCAGGGUCAUGCAAGAAGAAUGCCCAAUGUGGAUUCAUCAGCAACGAAGUCUGGCUCUACUUGGUAUUUACCUCAUCAUCCAGUAAUCCACUCGAAUAAACCAGAGAAGGUGAGAGUUGUUUUUGACUGCGCUGCCAAAUACCAAGGCACAUCUCUUAAUGAUCAGCUUCUGCAAGGUCCUGAUCUAAAUAAUACCCUUGUGGGAGUACUUCUUCAAUUUCGAAAAGAGCCAGUUGCCAUUGUUGCUGACAUCAAGCAAAUGUUCCAUCAAGUUAAGGUGAAGAAGACGGACUGCGAUGCACUAAGAUUCUUAUGGUGGCCGGAAGGAGAUUUAUCUAAAGAUCCAGCCGAUCAUCAAAUGUUGGUGCAUCCAUUUGGUGCCACAUCUUCACCAAGCUGUGCAGCAUAUGCUCUGAAGAGAACUGCAGAUGACAACAGAAGUAAUUAUGACACUCAUAUUGUGGAUACUGUUUAUAGAAACUUCUACGUCGAUGAUUGUCUGAAGUCUGUUGCUAGUGUUGAAGAAGCCAAGGAACUGGUGAAACUGUUGCCUGAAAUGUUAGCUAAAGGAGGUUUUCAUCUAACAAAAUGGAUAUCCAACUGUCGGGAAAUCUUAGCACUGAUCCCAGAAGCUGAGCGUGCUUCUUCAGUGAUGAAUCUAGAUAUGGAGAACUUGCCGAUUGACAGAGCUCUUGGCAUCCAAUGGGAUGUUGAAAAGGAUGCCUUUAACUUCAGAAUUGGCGACAGACUGAAAGAAGAGACACGCAGGGAGAUGUUAUCAUUCGUGGCUUCAGUCUACGACCCACUUGGAUUCGCUGCCCCCUUUGUUUUACCGGCAAAACGAAUCUUACAAGAAUUAUGUCGUGUUGGAUAUGGAUGGGAUGAAAAGGUACCAGAAGAUCAACUGUCGAAUUGGAGAGAAUGGAGGAAAAAAAACUACCUACUUUGA